CUACAGAGUUAAAUCAGAGUUUGGAGUUUAACUACAGAGUUAAAUCACAGUUUGGAGUUUAACUACAGAGUUAAAUCAGAGUUUGGGGUUUAACUACAGAGUUAAAUCAGAGUUUGGAGUUUAACUACAGAGGUAAAUCAGAGUUUGGGGUUUAACUACGGAGUUAAAUCAGAGUUUGGGGUUUAACUACGGAGUUAAAUCAGAGUUUGACUCCUGCUGCCUCUCCAGAACUAAUACACAGAAUUUUCUGAAACCCCAAAGCAGAUAAAUGGAAUAAAAGAACUCUCUAUUUUGGGGCCUUAAUUUUUUUUCUUUUUUACUAACACCAGUGCUUUUAGAGACAUCGCAUCCAGCAACCUGUUUCUCAGUCCUGUGGGUCUAAUAGUUGCUUCACAAGCCACAAGAAAGUGAGGAUAAACGCAACAAUGGAAAGUACCUCUGCACUGUACUUCAUCCUCUCUGUAUCCCUUCCAUCGGUCUAUAUGGAGCUUUUAUCAUUACGCUUUUAAAAAGUUAGUGAUAGGAAAAUAGAAGAACUACAAAGCCUGGGCCCUUCGUCUAUAUCUUGAGAGUUGUGGGACACUUGGUUCUAUCACCCAGGGUGUGAUGAGGAUUGGCUCACAUGACGUGAGGUGCCCAGCACAGUGCUGUCGCAUACUUCUGAGCACACGGUGCCUGCUUAAUAAACGCUGCAUUCAUAUGUGUGUACACAUUGUUUUCCAGAUGCAGACAGACUCAGACAUUGCUUCCUUCUCCAGCCCUGGAAAACUUUCAAGAGCCAGAAAAUAAUGUAAUCUUUCAGAAUGGAGAUUGACUGUCUCCAUUUGCACCACAAGAACUUGUGUUGUGGUAGGAGGGUUGGGUGUAAGGGCCUGUGCUGGGGCUGCUUUGUUUAGCUGAGUGUUGAUGAUCACAAGUCUUGGGGGAGCAGCAUCACCAUUAGUGGCAGAACUGUUAAAAAAAAUCCAGCCCAUGAACCCCUUUGAAAUCUUCAGGAUCACUUGACUCAGAGUGGGGCCAAAAUUACCAGAAGAUUCAUAUGCACAUUGAAGCUUGAGAAGCAAGGCUUAGCUAAAUGGUUCUCAACCUGGCUUCUAAGUAAAUCACAUGGACAACUCAAGAAAAGGCCCUCACCAUUGCCUUCCCCACAGAUUCUGCCUAUUGGUUUGGGUGGAAGCACCAGUGCUGUUUAAAUCACAUGCCUCAUGGGAUUCUAAGGUGUGGCCAGAAUCAGUGAUGGGGGAUUUCAGAUGCAUUUGUACGAGUUGAGUUCAGCCUUGGUUCCAAAGGAAGGUCACAGGGCCUUCUCUGCCUAGGUUUCAGAGGCCAGCUCGGUGCAGUUUAUGCUUCAGUUGCCAAAGCAGAAUUGCUUUUGUUUAGCAGGGGAGGGAACCUGAGAGCCGGAAGAGAGAAAGUCACAUUUUGAUCUCCAUGUAGAAGUUUACUGUUGCUGAAUCUCUUUUAUAAAGAACAGAAAAGCGUGGACUUUUUCUGUAUUUCUACGUCUUUCCGUUGAUGGGUGUGGUGGUCGCAGGUGAAGGGGUUGUGCUGACACCUUUAAAGGCAUAUUCUCAUGAUGCAGGUGUGAUUUGUCCAGAGAUCUUUCCUAAGAGGAAAUCCCAGAGAAGCAGGAGAAAGAGAAAGAAAUGGCUGGUGCUCAGACACUGUUGACGUUCAGGGAUGUGGCCAUAGAAUUCUCCCUGGAGGAGUGGAAAUGCCUGGACCCUGCUCAGCAGAAUUUGUACAGGGAUGUGAUGUUGGAGAACUACAGAAACUUGUUCUCCAUUGGUCUCACUGUCUCUAAGCCAGGCCUGAUCACCUGCCUGGAGCAAAGAGAAGAGCCCUGGAAUGUGAAGAGACAGGAGGCAGUAGACGGACAUCCAGAGAUGGGAUUUCACCAUGCUACUCAGGUUUGUCUCGAACUCCUGGGCUCAAGCGAUCUGCCCGCCUCAGCCUCCCAAAGUGCUGAGAUUACAGGUGUGAACCACUGUGCCCAGCCUGCCCUCAAGGUUUCUGUGGACAAAUUCACGGCAUUGUGCUCACCGGGGGUGCUGCAAACUCUGAAGUGGUUUUUAGAGUUCAGAUGCAUUUUCUUACUAGCUCUGUCUUCUCAUGUUACCGAAGACCUUUUGCCAGAGCAGGGCAUACAAGAUGCGUUCCCAAAACCAAUACUGAGAGGAUAUGGAAAUUGUGGCCUUGAUAAUUUACAUUUAAGGAAAGACUGGGAAAGUUUAAAUGAGUGUAAGUUGCAAAAAGAUUGUAAUGAACUUAACCAAUGUUCAUCAACUACCCAUAGCAAAAUCUUUCAAUGUAAUAAAUAUGUUAAAAUCUUUAAUAACUUUUCAAAUUUGCAUAGACAUAAUAUAAGUAAUACUGGAGAGAAACCUUUCAAAUGUCAAGAAUGUGGCAAAUCCUUUCAAAUGUUCUCAUUCCUAACUGAACAUCAGAAAAUUCACACUGGAAAAAAAUUCCAAAAAUGUGGAGAAUGUGGCAAAACCUUUAUCCAGUGCUCACACUUUACUGAACAUAAAAACAUUGACACUGGAGAGAAACCUUACAGAUGUCAAGAAUGUGACAAAGUUUUUAAAACUUGCUCAGUCCUUACUAAAAAUAGAAUUUACGCUGGAGGGGAACAUUACAAAUGUGAAGAAUUUGGCAAAGUAUUUAACCAGUACUCCCACCUUACUGAACGUGAGCGUGGUACUGAGGAAAAACCCUGCAAAUAUGAAGAGUGCAGCAGUGUCUUUAUAUCUUGCUCAAGCCUUUCUAAUCAACAGCUGAUUCUUGCUGGAGAGAAGCUCUCCAAAUGUGAAACAUGGUACAAAGGUUUUAACCACAGCCCAAAUCCUUCCAAACAUCAGAGAAAUGAGAUUGGAGGGAAACCUUUCAAAUGUGAGGAAUGUGACAGCAUCUUCAAAUGGUUCUCAGACCUUACUAAACAUAAGAGAAUUCACACUGGUGAGAAACCCUACAAAUGUGAAGAAUGUGGGAAAGCGUAUACGCAGUCCUCACACCUCAGUGAACACAGGAGGAUUCACACCGGAGAGAAACCCUACCAGUGUGAAGAAUGUGGGAAAGUCUUCAGAACUUGCUCAAGCCUUUCUAAUCACAAGAGAACUCAUUCUGAAGAAAAACCCUACACGUGUGAAGAAUGUGGCAACAUCUUUAAGCAGUUAUCAGACCUCACUAAGCAUAAGAAAACCCAUACUGGAGAGAAACCCUACAAAUGUGACGAAUGUGGAAAGAACUUUACCCAGUCCUCAAACCUUAUUGUACAUAAGAGAAUUCAUACUGGAGAGAAACCCUACAAAUGUGAAGAAUGUGGCCGAGUCUUUAUGUGGUUCUCAGAUAUUACCAAACAUAAGAAAACCUAUACUGGAGAGAAACCCUACAAAUGUGAAGAAUGUGGAAAGAACUUUACCCAGUCCUCAAACCUUAUUGUACAUAAGAGAAUUCAUACUGGAGAGAAACCCUACAAGUGUGAAAAGUGUGGCAAAGCCUUCACCCAGUUCUCACACCUCACUGUACAUGAAAGCAUUCAUACUUGAGAAAAAAAAUAAAUAUAAAAAUAGGCAUAGCCUUUAGUAUCUGCUCGCAUCCUACUUUACAUCAGUUUGGACGUAACAAAGUUAUUAUAAAUUUAAUUACUAUUGAAAGACCUUUCAUGAAAUAUAAGUCUCCAGAGCACACAAGAGUAUUUCUUCUGAAAAAAAAUGUUACAAUUAUAUUUUAUACUAGAUGGAAGACUUGCAACAGUUGCUUAAACUUCCAGAGAAUUUGUAGAGAAACCCAACAUAUAUCAUAACUAUGGAAUAACAUUUGUUCAAAAAUGAUAGCUUAGAAAACAUCAGAGUUCAUACUAAAAGAUAUUUUGCAAAUACAGUAAAUGGGAAAAAUAAGCAAAAUUCAAUUUAAGUAAACAUUGGAGGAUUUGAAGAAGAGAGGAAUAGAGCAUGGACACGUUCGGAAAUGACAGUGAAUCCGUGUGUUGAGUCUACAGAGCCAUCUCGACUUGAAAUAGAUCGUUCAUUCUUAUUUAAGUUUAAAAGGAGGAUGAGACUGAGUUUUUGUAGAGGUAUAAUUACAUUCAAAAUACACUUUUUUGCAUUGAAAAAUGUUAAAUUUUUGAAAAACGAAUAUUGAUGUCUUUUAAUCCUCGAAUCAGUUCAUGCUGUGUCUUCAUUUCUGGUGCUGAUGUGAAAACACAUGGUCAGUUGUUGCUGCAUCAGAGAUAUGAGAAAUUCUCUUCUAUUAGGUGUACAUCACUGAUAUACUUGUCCAUGAAAGGUGAAAGACACUGAAAUGUAAGAUGCGUGAGUAAAAUCUUGGUAGAGAGGCUCUUU
Cercocebus atys (sooty mangabey) is the source of this 4343-nucleotide messenger RNA. RefSeq names its product zinc finger protein 195 (gene ZNF195). The transcript is spliced from 6 exons. The coding region runs from base 1647 to 3548 and encodes 633 amino acids. The record is from RefSeq and is a predicted model, not a curated record. Lineage: Eukaryota; Metazoa; Chordata; Mammalia; Primates; Cercopithecidae. Gene Ontology annotation, biological process: negative regulation of transcription by RNA polymerase II. Gene Ontology annotation, molecular function: DNA-binding transcription repressor activity, RNA polymerase II-specific.